AAAUUAAUGAUUAUUGCGUACGAAAUCAAAAGAGACUUCGGUAAAAGUAAACGAUAGGAUAAAAAUGGAAGAAGGUAUAUCUGUUAAAAACGAAGAAAAGAAUUUUGAUAUAAAACAAGAGAAACAAGAAAACUUGGAGAAUUUUAAAUGUGAAUUCGAUUCUGGAAGUCAAGACAGUAGUAAAAGUGGCAGCGGUGGAUAUCAACGAUGGGCGCCCAAUUUAAACGGAGUUAGAAAAAGUGCAUUUACGCCAUACAAAUCAGUGCAGUGUACAGCAUUAACAAAUUUACAAAGAGGUAAUACGCAGGCGCGGGUUCCUGAGCUGCCUCAGCCCGAUUGUAGCUUUCACGCGAAGGCAGGUCGCGGUGAAAUAACCCGUGACGACGUGAAACUGGAGCAAUAUGUUGAUAUUACUGAUGAGCAUGGCCUUACUGCCCUGCACUGGGCAGCAAGUUAUGGACAAUUAAACAGUUGCCAGGACCUUGUUUGGUGCGGGGCCAAUGUUAACAUGCGGGGCCCAGAGGGCGAGACAGCUCUUCACCUGGCGGCGGCGGGUGGUCACCAUGAGGUUGUGAAAUUCCUAUUGAAUGAAGGUGCCGAUGCAGACAUACAAGAUGAUUCUGGUAGCACAGCCCUUAUGUACGCUGCGGCGGCAGAUUUCCCCUACACCUGUAAUGAGCUCCUCAUUAGAGGCGCUGAUCUCACACUCACCAAUGAUUAUGAUCAAGAUGCUUACACUCUGACUACUACGAAUAACUGCAAGUUAGCACAAACUGUGAUAGAAAACUUCUUGAUUGGCUGCCUCAGCAAAGUGUGAAGAAAUAACAAUAGCAAUGUUCUGUUUGCUUUGGAUCACCUACACAGCCGAUUCAUUUGCUUACAGUGAAGUUAAAGAAAAUACAGGGAUUUAGUUUAUAACAAAUAAUAUAUUUAUUAUUAUAUAAUUUUAAGUUCAACAUAUACAAACAUGUGAUGUGACAUUAUAAAUGACUCAAUAGACAGACAAUAUAAAAAUUAUCCUUAAACCU
This is a messenger RNA of Zerene cesonia (dogface butterfly), 1028 nucleotides long. Its product is annotated as DNA-binding protein RFXANK-like. The record is from RefSeq and is a predicted model, not a curated record. Gene Ontology annotation, molecular function: protein binding. The transcript has 5 exons. Gene Ontology annotation, biological process: regulation of gene expression. The coding region runs from base 65 to 817 and encodes 250 amino acids. Gene Ontology annotation, cellular component: nucleus. Lineage: Eukaryota; Metazoa; Arthropoda; Insecta; Lepidoptera; Pieridae.